AUGUACCCCAGCAACAAGAAGAAAAAGGUGUGGAGAGAGGAGAAAGAACGUUUGCUGAAGAUGACCAUAGAGGAGAGACGCAAAGAAUACAUAAGGGAUUAUGUUCCCCUGAACACCAUCCCAUCGUGGAAAGAGGAGAUGAAGGGCAAGAGCCAAAAUGAUGAAGAAAAUACUCAGGAGCCAUCACAGGUGAAGAAAAGUUUGAGUGAGAAAGUUUCUCUGUAUAGAGGUGACAUCACAUUGCUAGAGGUGGAUGCUAUAGUCAAUGCGGGUGAGUAG
This is a messenger RNA of Rangifer tarandus platyrhynchus (Svalbard reindeer), 279 nucleotides long. The record is from the annotation of a GenBank genome assembly. Lineage: Eukaryota; Metazoa; Chordata; Mammalia; Artiodactyla; Cervidae.